Messenger RNA from Penicillium odoratum, 2850 nucleotides. RefSeq names its product Aim21 family protein. The transcript has 2 exons. Bases 1 to 2850 code for a protein of 949 amino acids. The record is from RefSeq and is a predicted model, not a curated record. Lineage: Eukaryota; Fungi; Ascomycota; Eurotiomycetes; Eurotiales; Aspergillaceae.
AUGUCUACCCAAACUGCUCCGGUCGUUCCUCCUCGGCCGUCUCGAUCACCACAGCCGCGCUCUUCCCUAGAUAUGCCUGGCAUUCCUCCACGCCCAGUCAACCGCCGCAUCGACCGAUCAAUGUCUCCAAUGCGGAGUAGCUAUGCACCGUCCCCUUUCAACGAGUGGAGUGGCCCGAGCUUGAGCCGGACCACCUCGAAUGAUGUCCCGCAGCGACCACCAAGCGUAACAAUACCGUCUCUGGGGGAAGAAGGAAUUGAGUAUGCAGAUUUAGAUGCUGGAAAUGUGCCCGAAGGUCAUCACCAGGCACCGGCGGAGACUCGUAACGUUAGCAGUGACCUCAAGAUUCAUGCGCCGAGACCGUCAUUGCCGACGUUAAGUGCUAAGGCCAAAGUGCAGGCAGUAACUCGCACAGACUCUCGCCAGGCUGCUGCUGCUGGCCUGGGUCGGGACAGCGAAAGCUCCCCCGCUGUCGAAGAUCCCGAGCGGGACAGUCGAUCACUGCAUUCCCGAAGAGCGAGCGGCUCGCGGGCCGAGUCGUCCAACGCUUCCUCCGAUCGCCGGCUUUCCAUGCAACCCGGAGAUGAACAGGGCUUUCGAGUACCCAUGUAUCCCAAUGCUGGUGAUGUCCAAGCACCUUCUCCCAGCCCUUACCUAGACCAAGGCUCCCAACGCGCAGGUCGCAACCACCACCGCUCUCGUAGUGCCCGGGACUCUUCACUGCCCCCAGGUAGCUACGGCCUGCACGGGCACGGUGUGCAAAAUGGCGACAAGUUUGAAAAGGCCUGGUAUGAAAAGCACCCAGAUGAGUACGUUAAGGAGGCAGGUCAAUAUGGCCCCGGUGUGGGUACUCCUCGCCCCGAUUGGGCUCUGAGCAGCGACGACCUAAACAAGAUUAUUCGAGCCCCAGCUGGCUCUACAACCGGCACUUCUCCUGAGGUUGUAGGUACACCCGAAGAGGAGGUUGGAUACCUUGCCUCUGAUGAGUACAUGCACCGCAUGGCGUCUCCCCCGCCUGAUGCUCGCCUUGAUUCUCAACCCGUCGUGGAAUCUCCACUUCGCCAAAUGAGUUUCCCAGCUUCGGAAAACGAGCCAAAGAUUGCGUCUGCCUCCCCGCUGCGCCAUGGCCGGAGCAGAUCGCACGGGCACCGUGCAGACAAUGACAUCAUCCACGUCAAUAACCCGAUGCAUCCCCUUCACCACCCGGAUGGAUUUGCUCCCACUCCAGUACAAGAUGAGCCUACGGAGACAAUCAAAAAGGCAUUCGAAGAAGAUGAGCCUAUCUUGGCUUCCGAUGAAUUGCGCCCCGGUUCGGCAUACCUGCAUCCUGCGGUUUCACCCACUCGGGGAAGUUUUGAUGAAGAGUACCGAAGCCGGACACCCAGCGUGUCCCACAGCCGUUCCAACAGUAGAUCCGCCAGUGCUCAAGGAGGGCCCAUGUUAACUCGGUUUGACUCACAUGAGGAUAGCCAUACACCUCUGGAGAAUGUCGAGGAAUACGAGCCGUUGUUCCCAGAAGAUGAAUCAAAGAACGAUCGUCCUCUUUCAGCUGCAGAUCGUUUCAAGCAGCGCCCUGGGCUGUCCAAGCACAGGUUCCCGAGUCAGGAUAUCUGGGAAGAUACCCCCAACAGCUUGCAACUCCAUGCUACCGUUACAACCCCAGAUCUUCCCAGACGUGACUCUGGAGGAGCCUUUGAGACACCCGAGCAAGAAACUAUUCGGAGAAUGCAGAAUUCUAAGAUUGAUUCUCAUCAGGUGGCCAGUCAUAUUCUCGAGGGCGAUAGCGCCCGUGAAAGUCCGAGGCCCACCAGGCGCCCCGAUGCUGUUAAGCAACGGUUCCCAAGUCGAGAUAUCUGGGAAGAUGCACCUGACAGUCAGCAAUUGGUGACCACAGUCGAGCCUGCAGAGGAUGAAGUCAAGAGCCCAGAAGUACCUGCCAAACCUACCAUCCCUGCCCGCCCACAGAAACAGUUUCAGUCCACAUCGCCUACAGAGAAGCGUCAGCCGCCAGUGAUCCCUGGUCGCCCGAAGCCUCAGAUCGCGGCUCGUCCCACAAAGCCUAGCCACGGGGCCUCGACCGACUCGGAAACCAAGGAAGCUGCAGUUGAAGGGGCGGCCGUGCCCAAAGCAAAGCCUGCGGUUCCAGCUCGUCCUGGUGGCAGCAAGAUCGCAGCUCUGAAGGCAGGAUUCCUCAACGACCUGAACUCGCGUCUCCAGUUAGGUCCUCAACAACCAAAACCCCAGGAGAAAGAGCCCGAACCACCGGCAGAGAAACAGCCCCUUAGUGAUGCUCGCAAGGGUAGAGCUCGUGGACCUGCUCGACGAAAGCCCGCUGUAGAGAAUGCCAAUGCUCGACUACCGACUAUUCCGGAGAUCAAGAUUACAGAAACAUGGAAUGUCUGGCAGGUCUGUGAGGAUGGUAACCUUGUUGUUGGUGAUGAGAAAAAUGACACCAAGGUGCCAGAGGUGACCAUUCCUUCUGAGCCUGCCAUGGCACCAGAGAUCGCAAAGAACAUUGCUGGUGAACCCGUUGACCCGACCCCAGAGCCCCGUACUGCCGCCGAAGAGACUUCUUUCCAUGACUUUGGCGCGGCCCCGGAAAUUGAGCAGCCUUCAACCGCAGAUGUUGGCUCGGAGCAGAUUUCUUCACCCGUUGUCGAGCCUCCAGCUCAAGAAGAUGAGCCGCUGUCAGAAUCAAAGCAAGAGAAAAUCUUGACUGAGGCGAGUCUAGCCCCUGCUAAGGAAGCGCUCCCGCCCAAGUUUGAAAAUGCUCUUGAGGACAUGACCGCAUCAGCCGAUGGCAAGGAGACAUCAGACGGCGAUAUACACGAGACAGUCUCGUCAUCUUAA